GUCUUUAUCCCUGUAUCUCAGUUUAAUUCAUCCUAUAAGAACCACAAUAAACACCCUCUUUUCCUUUUUUUUUUUUAGUAAUACAACAACUUCUCUUUUUUUUAUCUAAUCACACAAUGGGACUUUUAAACUUUCGAAAAAAAAGCAAAAAGAACAAUGCCGUAAAAGAGGAUGUGGCAUCUGACAUAGAUUCAGUGGCUUCACCCAUGGUCCAAUCCCUAUUAACGGAUACAUCUGACAUAUCCAAAAACUUUUUAAACUAUUCUAUAUUACGACAGUUAACAUUUGCUUCUUAUUGUAAAAGGCAGCGAAACGUCCACCAAAGAUAUUCGUCACUCGCUCAAUUUAAAAUCAAAUUCUAGCAGUAAUGCAAACACAAUCUCGCCAUUUUCACAUGCUCCUCCGCCCACCACUAUUCCACCCAUGAUCAGAGGCAGACUGUCUACUUGUAUCUCUGAUAACACAUCCAUUGAAUCCUUUUCGUCUUCCGAAGACGACGGGCCAGUUUCUCCUGCUGAAGGUACUGGUGGUGGUUGGUCCGAGUCUGCUUUAAACCCCGCCGAGUUCAAACAAGAAGACACAACCCCAUUAAUCGAGCUAAUCUCUCGCUCUUAUGCUGCUAGUCACAGUUCGAUUAAGAAAUCCUCUAUUCAUACAGGCGCUCCUUCUAUCCAAAGAUCCCCCGGAUUUGCUAUUGAUCGCAUGAAAGAGAGACACCGUCAAGAGUAUCAUAAAUCCAAGCAAGCACCUUCACCUCCUCCGUCUGUCAACCAUCAUGCUUUUAUCGCAAGAAAUAUGUCCUCUGUGCUCCAUCAAGACAGUCACCGUAAUCCAAUGUCCAACCAUACACAAACAGCGACUGCGCCCAAACAUGGGACAGCUAACCACCGCCCGGUACCAGCAAGUGGGCAGUACCGGUCAUAUCCCGUCGUCAUGAACCGAGAAAUGCAGAGCGCUGCUAAACAGCAACAGGAUGGGCCUGGCCAGGUUACUAUGACCAAUCCGAAAAAUAAUCAGGCUGGUUACACAAAUACAGAUGCACCACGCUUUUCUGGAAAAAGUUUAUUUACGAUUAAAAAGAGAUUACCAAAGCCACAAGCUGUCAUUGCUAGUGAAAAGCAAGGACAACAUCACUCGGAGCCCAACCUAUCGCUAUUAUUGCUGGACAAAAAAGAAGGAGCAACGAGGCGCAUUAUCGUGGAUGAAACGCAUCAACAUUUUAACAACAAGUUUAUUUAUAGAUAUUCGUAUCCAUGCCAACAACAUCGACAAAAACCUGAGCCACGUUGUUCAUGCCAACGUCGUCGACCUCAACGACGAGAGAAAAAAGCAAUCUCUGCAUGGAAGCCACUGCUUAAAAUAACUCCGUUCCAAAACCAGACAGGUUUUUCCAUCACUCAGGACGCACAACAGCCUCCCAAAAUUGAGAGACCUCGACUCAAAGCCCAAAAUCAAAGGCACCAUCCUGACUCCAAACCUUUUGUAACCGCUUUAAAACUAACCUAAAAAAUAUUUCUCUCUCUCCCAAUAGGGCCGAAACCUUGUAUAAUCUCAGUUUUAAUUAUUUUUUUAUCCCCUUCAUCCCUGGCAUCAUUUUUUACACUAUAACUUUUCUAAUAAACAAAAAGCUAAUAAUUAACACAAAAGUAUUUGUAGUAUGAUCUUAUUAUUACGUAGCGUUUUGUUAUGCAAUAAUAAAAAAUAAUAAUAA
Mucor mucedo is the source of this 1711-nucleotide messenger RNA. RefSeq lists its product as uncharacterized. The transcript is spliced from 2 exons. The coding region runs from base 424 to 1506 and encodes 360 amino acids. The record is from RefSeq and is a predicted model, not a curated record. Lineage: Eukaryota; Fungi; Mucoromycota; Mucoromycetes; Mucorales; Mucoraceae.